Messenger RNA from Tachysurus fulvidraco (yellow catfish), 3960 nucleotides. RefSeq names its product cadherin-10-like. Gene Ontology annotation, biological process: cell-cell junction assembly; calcium-dependent cell-cell adhesion; adherens junction organization. Gene Ontology annotation, molecular function: cadherin binding; calcium ion binding. The coding region runs from base 241 to 2583 and encodes 780 amino acids. Gene Ontology annotation, cellular component: plasma membrane; catenin complex; adherens junction. The record is from RefSeq and is a predicted model, not a curated record. The transcript is spliced from 12 exons. Lineage: Eukaryota; Metazoa; Chordata; Actinopteri; Siluriformes; Bagridae.
GCUGCAGUUCGGAGCACAUCACCCCCUGGUUCACACACAUACACACACACACAAACACACUCACUCACUCAAUCACACAGCCCGUCUCUGUCCUCCUCUGCAUGAUGGACCCUGAAAUCUGGACCUAAUGGAUUAAUGAACACUUCCAGAAGAUCUGGAUUGUUGUUGAUAGAAAGAUAAUUUGAUUGGAGGUUUACAGGAUUCCUCAAGCAGGUUUUUCCACUGGAUAUUCACUUCAGUAUGAGAACUCCUCUGGUUUUAUUGACAUGGCUUUGCCUGUGGGAAGAGUCAAAGGGUAUGCUGAGGACUACAGGUGGACUAAGUGGAGAAACAUGGAGCCAGAUGAGAGCUGAUGGAGUUCCGGUAAUGCUUAGACGCUCCAAACGAGGGUGGAUGUGGAAUCAGUUCUUCCUGUUGGAGGAAUAUACAGGGAAUGAUGAUCAGUACGUUGGAAAGCUGCACUCUGAUAAAGACAGAGAAGAUGGGAAAGUGAAAUACGUUCUCUCUGGGGAAGGAGCCGGAACCAUUUUCGUCAUCAAUGAGAACUCGGGUGAUCUCCAUGCCACCAGGAGGCUGGACCGUGAGGAGAAAGCAUCAUACACUCUGAGCGCGAAGGCCGUUGAUAAAGCUACAGGUCGAGACCUCGAGGGUCCUUCGACGUUCACCAUCAAAAUCCAUGACAUUAAUGAUAACGAGCCCAAGUUCACCAGAGACCCCUAUGUUGCCUCCGUACAGGAAAUGGCCGAUAUCGGUACCUUCGUUGUCCAGGUAACAGCGACAGAUGCUGAUGAUGCUAUGUAUGGAAACAGUGCCAAAGUUGUGUACAGCAUUCUGCAGGGCCAGCCAUACUUCUCCAUAGACCCAGAGACAGGGAUCAUCAGGACGGCACUGCCCAACAUGAAGCGUGAAAACCGUGAACACUACCAAGUGGUCAUUCAGGCUAAAGACAUGCACGGACAGCAAGGUGGUUUGACUGGGACCACCACAGUUAAUAUCACACUGCUCGAUGUUAACAACAACCCACCCCGGUUUACUCAUGGUGUGUACCAUUUCAGUGUUCCUGAGUUAGCUGAACUGGGGAGUGAAUUAGGCAUGGUCAAGGCUGUAGAUGCUGACACAGGCAAGAACGCUGAGAUGAACUACAGAAUCGUAGAUGAACAGGACACAUUUCAAAUCACCACUGACCCUGCAAGCCAAGAGGGAGUGCUUAUUCUGAAGAAGCCCCUGGACUACGAGAGAAGAGCAUCGUACACACUCAGGCUGCAGGUGGAAAACGUAUACCUGGACCCUAGAUUUCAGAUGUCUGGGGACUCUGCUACAGUGAAGGUCUCUGUGGAGGAUGUAAACGAGCCACCGGUCUUUAAGCGUCCUAUCUACAUGAUGGAGGUCAAAGAAGACGCUCAGAUUGGAACAGUUAUCGGAGCUGUUAGUGCUGUGGACCCAGACGCUAAUCGUAAACCUGUCAGGUACAUGAUUGACUGGCACACAGAUAUGGAUCACGUCUUCAACAUCCAUCCAAAUAACGGCUCGCUCUUCAUCUCACGCUCUCUCGACAGAGAGGAAAAAGCCUGGCACAAUAUAUCAGUGCAGGCUGCUGAAUACAAUGGUCUGAUUGGUCACGUACCCGUCUACAUCAAAGUUCUGGAUGUUAACGAUAACGCCCCGACCUUCGACACGGAGUACGAAGCUUUCAUCUGUGAAAACGCCAAAGUGGGUCAGACAAUCCAAACGGUGAGCGCUUCAGACGCCGACCAGCCAAACAGAGGCCAUCGUUUUUUUUUCCGUUUAGCAUCGGAGUCUUUUGAGAAAUCCAACUUCUCCGUUCGAGACAACAAAGAUAACACGGCUACGAUACUGACUCAGCGGAACGGCUACAGUCGCAUGGAGAGGAAUUUCUAUCUGCUUCCUGUGGUGAUCACAGACGGAGAUCUCCCUGAGCAGAGCAGCACCAAUACGCUAACGAUACGUGUGUGCUCGUGUGAUCGAGAUGGAAACAAGAGGAAAUGCGAGGCAGAGGCAUUUGCACUUAAUGCGGGACUUAGCACAGGAGCACUAGUUGCAAUUCUUGUCUGUAUCGUCAUUUUGCUGAUGAUUGUCGUCUUGUUCACGGCUUUGAAGAGGCAGCGAGUGAAGCUGGAUCCUCUGAUCGUCUCCAAAGAGGACGUGAGGGACAACGUCGUGAGCUACGACGACGAAGGCGGUGGUGAAGAAGACACGCAAGCAUUCGACAUCGGAACUUUGCGAAAAGUCGAAUCACUGGACGACACCAAGCAACGCAGAGACGUCGCACCUGAGAUAAUGCGGCGCUCUGCACCAAAAAUCUACAACAAGUCUGAACCUGACAUCCAGGACUACAUCUCUCAGAGGUUAAGCGAGAAUGAUUCAGAUCCAGGAGCACCACCGUAUGAUUCACUGGCUACGUACGCUUAUGAGGGAAACGGUUCGACUGCUGAGAGUCUCAGCUCUCUGGAAUCAGUCAGCAGCGAUGCGUGGAGCGAUUACGAAGUUCUGUAUGAGCUGGGACCCAGAUUUAAGAGACUCGCGGAAAUGUACGGAGGAGAGGACAGCGACGGAGAAUCGUAACAAAGCAGUAAAGUGGGGUGUGGAUUUGAACAAUCAGUUUGUUAAAACAAGGCCAGGAUUUUAGAAACUGGCAGAAAUCUACAGUACAGAUAAGGCUUGUGGUAAGGACAAAAUUGUGCUUACACAGAACGACUGCUGGAGACAAAUCUGCUGUGUUUAUUAAGGCUUUUAAGAAAUGGAUGGAUUUCUUUUACCAUAUAUUCUCUGAGAAAUAACGCUAACUAUAUAACAAACUAUCACAGGAAGAUGUACAUGCUUCCUGUUUGAGUCUGCAGCCAAAAUGUACAGAAAAGAAAGUGACACAAAAGUCAGUUAACUCCAGAAUAAGUCAGGAAUAAAGGACACAGAAGGCCACAGAUACAGAGACUUCACGAGACUUGGAUGGGGUUUAAGUGUGACUGGAGUUUGAUCUCUGAUUCUUUUACAACAACAAAAUAACGAACGUUCAGAUGUAACUGCAAUUGAUUCCCAAUAAAAAUAUCUGUUACUAAUGACACGACGAACAUAAACAUUAGAUUUAUCAAAGAAGAAGAAAAAAGGUGUGAAUCAAAAUGUUUGUGUCAGAAAGGAGGUCCACGUUUAAUGCAGGAUUUUAUUUAUUUAUUUAUUUAUUUAUUUAUUUAAAUCAAGGAAAAAAUGCUCCAGAAGUGAGGGAAAGAGAAAUCUGACUUUGGGACUGGAAGCAGUUACCAGAAAAAAAUAAGGAAAAUGAGAGACAACAAAACCCAUCCACAAGAAACUUUGAUCAAUUAUGCAACACAUGACAUGGGUCAACGUGCCAGAUCAGUCGGUGAGUCAGUACAUCGGUCAGUCUGUCAUUAAGAGACUCGGGGAGUCACUCAUAACCAUUAGUCAGUCAGUCACAGAGGAGUCUAUAGGUGAGUUAGUACUGUAUGUGCCAGUCAGUUAGUCAGUAUAUGAGGCAAGUGAAACUGUCCGUAUGUCAGUGAGUCAUGGCUCAUCUGUCAGUAUAUUAUUCUGAAAAUCAAUCUGUCAGUGAUUGGUACUUAAUGAGUCAGAUAGUGAGUCAGUCUGUUAAUGAAUCAGUGAGUCAUUGAAUCUGUCAGUUAAUAAAUUGGUCAUUAAUUCAGUUAAUGAGUUAGUCAUUGCGUCAGUCUGUCAUUUAUUUAGUAUGUCAGUCAUGAAUCAGUCAGUGAGUGAUAUUUAGAGUGCAAAAGAAAUUGAUCUGCAUACAGUAACUCCCUGCACACACAGCGCUGGGGUCGGGACAUGACGUGGGUUUUUGGGACGUACCACAUUUGCGGCUGUGAGUUUGACCAGAAUAUCAAACUUAAUUCUAUUGAAAUACAGAUAAACGUAGAUGUAACAUUUACCAAUCAUUAUCCACCUUACCGUAUUGUAUACUAUCAUAUUUUG